GGGACGGGCACCCCCGUCAAGAGCGCUCUCUCGCGCUCCGAUAUUUGCUCAGGGCUCUCCCUGAACCCAAUCAAGGACUCGCUGGCUGCACUUUUCCGGCCGGGCUGCUAGAGGCGCCUCCUCUCCCCUUUCAUAUCUCCAUCGGCUGCUCGCAGGAGCGGCCGCCGUCGCGCAGCUCACUUCGCUCCCUGGAUCGGCCCGAUCGCAGCCCGCCGGACACGGAGGAGGGACCCCGAUCCCCGCGAAAGAGGCCAGCUUUGAAGGAGGCCCCGGAGCAGCAGCGAGGCCAGGCCGACGCUGAGCACCCCGCCGCAGGGCUGGAUGGCCCUGGCUGAGGGUGGCUGGUGCCUGCUGAAGCGCUGCGCAUCCCACGACUCGCUGUGCUCCUUGGUACCCAGGGAGCUGCCUGGUCCGUCACCAUCACCCUCCUCGUCGUCGGACUGCUCCCCGAGCGGCAACACCUGCGCGAACAGGACCUUCAAGCAGGAGCCCGGAGGAGUGCUGCAGCCUUCGCAGCAGCCGCUGGGCCUCACCGAGGGCCGGGCUUUGCUGGGCCCUUUCGUGUCCUUGGCUGCAGCUCCGUCCAGCUUGCCCAACUGGGAGGACUUGCUGCUCUUUGCGGACCUGGAUCAGACCAACAAGCUCAUCUGGUCCAGCCGUGCCUCAGCCAAGCUGAGCCCGGAUCCUGCCCAGCCUCCCCCACCAUCUGUCGAGGACAUGUACCCCCACCCGCACGCCCACCACCCGCACACCCACCACCACCCACAAGGCCUUCAGGGCAGUGCCUACGAUGGCUCGUCUCCUGGCAGCGGCGGCGGCAGCUUCGUGCAGUCGGCUGGAUCGCCUGUCUAUGUGCCCACCACCCGUGUGGGCUCCAUGCUGUCCCCCUACCUUCAGAGUCCUGCAGGCGCUGGUCAGGGUGGAGGACCAUCGGCUUGGCCCCCACAGGCAGGCCCUGAAAGCCCAUCAUCCUCUUAUGGUGCCCCCAGCGGCGGGUGCGCCCACCCAGCUUCUGGCCGCUUUGCCUACCCAGCUAGUAGUCCACCGGUGACCAACGGCGCCUCCCGCGAGCCCACCACCUACAACCCCCGCGAGCAAUUCCGGUCUCUGAAUGGAUCCUACUAUGGGCCUUAUGUGGGCGCCCAGUUCAGCACCCCGGGGUGGGCCAGCCCCUUCGACAACUCCAUGCUGCACUGCCUGCCCAGCCGAGCCGCUCCCCUCGCUGUGCGGCCCUCCAGCGCAGAUCUCCUAGAUGAUCUCUCAGAGAGCCGGGAAUGUGUCAAUUGCGGCUCCAUCCAGACCCCGCUGUGGAGAAGGGAUGGCACUGGCAACUAUCUCUGCAAUGCCUGUGGGCUCUAUACCAAGAUGAACGGCCUCAGCAGGCCCCUUAUCAAGCCCCAGAAGAGAGUGCCUUCUUCAAGACGACUAGGCUUGUCUUGUGCCAACUGUCACACUACGACCACCACGCUCUGGCGCAGGAAUGCAGAAGGGGAGCCUGUGUGUAAUGCCUGUGGCCUGUACAUGAAACUUCACGGGGUGCCCCGACCCCUUGCUAUGAAAAAAGAGGGAAUUCAAACCAGGAAAAGAAAACCGAAGAACAUAUCUAAGAUAAAAUCUUGCUCGGGUAAUAAUAGCAAUAAUGGUGUUCCUAUGACUCCAACUUCCACAUCUUCUACGAACUCAGACGACUGUAGAAAAAACUCUUCACCUAGCACACAAACCACAGCCUCAGGGGGGGUCUCUGCAGUGAUGGCUGGCCGCGGAGAGACUACCAGUCCUGAGAACAACACGCUCAAAUAUUCUGGCCAGGAAGGGCUGUAUUCAGGUGUCAGCCUGACUUCCACUGCAGAAGUGACCGCCUCUGUGAGACAGGAUCCUUCCUGGUGUGCCUUGACUCUCACAUGAAUUGCUGACAAAUCCAUGGUGCUGGAUACUUGCACUGGGCAGCCGCCAUCUACACUUGUCUUGUGUAUUUUGUUGUUGUUGUAUCAAGCAGCCCAAGAAGCAAUGAGAAUGAUGGCAGGGUCAUUCCUCGCCAGUCGUAUCUGUGCCUUGAUUUUAGAGGUGUUUACUUCCCUUCCCCCAUCCCACUGCCUUUGUUUGAUUGCCCAGGUCCUCUGCUAUGCAAGACAUCAAGGGAGCCCAAACCGCUUCUGUUAGCUCUCGAGGAGUGUCUGCCUGCACUAUUGAUAGAUCUUCACCACUACUACUAGUGUUGCCUUGUGAAUCUGUGGAUUGCAUAUUUGUUUCCACCCCUGCUCUAAACAUCCAGGAUCCAAUUUGUGUUGGCAUUUUCUGUAGACAAAUAGGCCAAGUUUGCUUUUUUAAAGGAUAGUGCAACAUAGAAGAGCUAAACAAGCAUGCGGCUUGUUCCAGUGUGCGUAUCUUGAACUUGAUGGUUUGAUGUGAUCUCAUCUUGCAGGUCAGUGUUCCAGCUAGUGCCUUCUGCUCACAAUAUGCCCACGUUUCUGAGUAUCUUUUCUGAAACAGACUUCUAAUACAGUCCAAUGAAGGAAAUCACAUUUGGUACACCCUUCUCAAGUUAGAACUUGCUAACGAGAACUUGGUAUAAGAUAUUUGCAUUUUUUUUUAACCUAUACUGUGAUGGAGGAGGAUUUUGUGUCUAUGUUGUGACUGUACUGUAUGUAGUCAGUCAGAAUUUGUAAACAGGGUAGCAUUCAGAUUUUUUUCUCCUUCCAUAUAUACAUUAAUUUUUGUCUUUUUUAUAUAUAAAAGUGCAAUUUGUGCUGCAGCAAUCAGUGUUAAAUCAUAAGCAUAAGAUUUAACAACAGUUUUUAUAUGAAUGAAUGGAAUGAAUGUAAACAUUUUAACUUAAUGGUACGCAAAUAAUUUAAAAGAAAAAAGUUAACUAGACAUCCUCAUAGGGUUUUUUAUUACAGCAAAAACAUUCUACUUCUGUGUUUCUGAUUUUUAAAACAAAAGUUUCAAGAACAAAUGUUUUCUCAGGAAAAAAAUGACCCUAACUGUCUUUCUGGUCAUAAGCUUUUAUAGAAAACUACACAGUCAUCCCCAGUAUCUUGCCACUGAAUAAAGUAUGUGCUAGAAAAGUAUCAGUUGCAGUAAAACUUUACUACCUAGUGGAUAAAUAUGUAAAUACUCCAUUAAAAUAUUAAGGCAUCUAUAAAAUAUUAGAUGCAGUCUGUAUGAUGUAGCUAAUCCAUAGCUAGGUUGGCUUACAUUUUUUUUAAUGGGAUGUCAUGUGGAAAGUUGUUUUCAUCAAAGGUUUAAAAAUAAAAGGGUUAUGUGUUCUUUCUGUACAAUCUGAUUUUUUCUUUAGUAUAUUUAUACAACAGAAGCAUGCUCAAGUGUGUAAAGGAAUUGGGUAAGUAAACAUUAGAACACUAAGCCCUCUGCCAACCAAAUGCACAAGUAAUGGUAACUUCCCUUAUUAUCACCACCCAUCAACAGCACAGAGAGGGAUGGACCAUUCAUAUUCUACCAGUUUGGGCUAUUCAGCGUGUUGGACAGGUUUUGUAACAUUUUGGUUGGUUUUAAUAAAAGUAUUGCCCAGAGGUGGAUUUUGAACAGA
This is a messenger RNA of Varanus komodoensis (Komodo dragon), 3550 nucleotides long. It is a transcript of the gene GATA6, whose product is annotated as GATA binding protein 6. Gene Ontology annotation, molecular function: RNA polymerase II cis-regulatory region sequence-specific DNA binding; zinc ion binding; DNA-binding transcription factor activity, RNA polymerase II-specific. Gene Ontology annotation, biological process: cell fate commitment; epithelial cell differentiation; negative regulation of transcription by RNA polymerase II. NCBI's taxonomy places the organism in Eukaryota, Metazoa, Chordata, Lepidosauria, Squamata, Varanidae. The coding region runs from base 322 to 1905 and encodes 527 amino acids. The transcript has 7 exons. The record is from RefSeq and is a predicted model, not a curated record. Gene Ontology annotation, cellular component: nucleus.